Messenger RNA from Nematocida homosporus, 2700 nucleotides. RefSeq names its product importin-7. Gene Ontology annotation, biological process: protein import into nucleus. Gene Ontology annotation, molecular function: small GTPase binding. The transcript has a single exon. NCBI's taxonomy places the organism in Eukaryota, Fungi, Microsporidia. The record is from RefSeq and is a predicted model, not a curated record. Gene Ontology annotation, cellular component: nuclear envelope; cytosol. The coding region runs from base 1 to 2700 and encodes 899 amino acids.
AUGACACUAUCCGAGAAAGACCUACGUGAGUCUGUUUUGAUGACGUUACAGCCAGAUGUUGAACAAAAAAGAGAAGCUGAAAGAAUACUUGAUACUUUGUGCGGUCGACCAGGAUUCUUUGAUUCCUUAAUUUCUUUAGCUGCUCGAGAUACAGCAGCUGAAGUAAGACUUGUAGCUGGUAUCUUAUUCCGGCGAUAUCUAGAACGUACUUGGUCCAAUGAAGGCUUUGCUAAAACUGAACUUAUUGCUGCCUUCCCGACAGUUCUUCUUCAAACUUCACCCGAAGCUGCCCCACAACUCUUAGCUGCCUUAGAUCAUAUCCUUAAAUCUGAAUCAGCUUCAGCUUGGACGGGUAUUAUUGCUGCUGCUGAUAGUUUAAUUGGAGCGGCUGAUUCAGCUGCAGCUAUUACGGGUUUAAAGAUUCUUAAUCGUAUUAUUCUAACGUUUAUUGAAGGUUACAAGUCUGAGAAGGUCUUUGAACCUAUUUUAGAUAGAUCGGGUGCUCGUAUUCUGGCUUUGGCUGGUGAGUCUUUAGGUAGUACGGCUGCUCUAGCUAUGAAAGUCUUAGCCCAUGCUUGUGAGUCUUAUGUUAUGCCGCGGGUCUUUACUGAUGCCGGAUUUGUGCAGCAAGCAGUUGCCGCCGCUGGUAAAGGUACUUCUCCCGAAGCAUCUGUCUCACUUACUAAAUGGUCUUUGGUUCUACUGAACAAUCUCUUGAAGAAGACAAGGAGGAAGAAGAGUUUGCCGGCUUUUGCUCCCUUACUGGCGACUGAGAUUGUGCAGGGGUUGUACGCCCGGGCUCAACGCGUUCUAACUCAGUAUAAGAGUUCUGGGGCUUCAGUUAAGGUGGAGAGAGAGGCUUUAGUCUUAGUUAAGUUACUGAUGCAUAAAGAGGCCGGUUGGCAACUAGUCCGACCAGAUACACCCGUUCUGGUCUCUGGGUUUGUUCUGCCGGCGGUGGCUUUUGAUGAGGAGUUGGAAGAGCUUUGGGAGUCUUCUCAGAUUGAGUUUUUAAGGGAGGCUGAAGCUAAGUAUACGCAUAGUAUUAGUACAGUAGCUAGUGAGUUGUUCUUUGAGAUAGUUAAGAUGGCCCGGGAAGAUGCUGAGUUAUUGAAUGCCUUAAUGAGUGUAGUAAUUAGGGAAAUGGCUGCUUACGGUACUCAGGCUAAUGAAGAGACGGCUCGGAUGAGAUAUGCUGGUUUAGCUCUAUUUAGAACGGCUUCUAAGUACAUUCAUAGUAAUGAUGGUGUAUUUAGUGUGAUCUUAGAGGAUUUAAGAGCUCCGCAUGCCCAUGUGCGUUAUAUGGCCUUUUCAGCCUUACAGCACUUUGGGUACCACCGGAAGAUGCCGGCAGUUGUUUUAGAACCGUUUAUGGCCGGUGUAUCUUCAACGGAUAUGGCAGUAGUAGUGGAAAGUGUGCUUUGUUUACCGCAUAUUUUAGAAGUAGCCGCCUUAAGAGAUGCUUUACGUCAGGACAUUCCUUCUUUUAUUCGUUUAGUACUUGAUUUAUCCAACCGAGUGCAGAUUGAGUCUCUUUCUUCGGUUUUGGAAGAUAUUAUUGUCUUGUGUCCAGAAGAGGCUUUAGCUAUUGCGCCUGGGAUUGCUUCGGCUAUUGCUACUUCGGUUUUGCAACUACUUAGGGAUGGUGAAGGUGAAGCUGAAGUUCCUGAGGAGAAGUAUGAAGUAAUUGAUGGAUAUAUUCGCACAAUUGUUACGUUAAUUGAUUCAUUGGACCGAUCACCAGAUGGAGUGAAUGCUAUUAUGCUAGCUACUAAGCCUAUGCUAGUGGAAGUAGCUCGUUCACAUCAGGACUUUAUUCCGGAGAUUUUACCGAUUGUAUUAGCAGCUACAUACGCAUUGAAGAGUGUUGAAGGGAUGUACGAGUUCUUAGAAGAGAUUUUGAAGAUGCCGGCUGAGGACUUACUGGUCUUCUCUUGUGAAGUAUCGGAAGUACUUGAUAAUUACAUUAUGUACGGUAAAGGAGGUAUUUUGGUUUACUUAGGAGAUAUUAUGCGAGUAGUUGGAGAGAUGGUGCAGGGAUAUGCUUCUGAUUAUGACUUUCCGUACACUUGUCGGGUAAUGGAGUCUAUUUUACUGAAUACAGCUCGAUUAUUAGGAGAUAGGGCGGCUGAGAUAGUUCAUGCUUUAAUUGGUAUGGCUGUUUCUAAUAAGGAAGUACUUAAUGAGCCUAUGGCGGCUGUAGCUGCGGUUGAAGUUCUUAUUUGUGCCAUAGUUAUGUUCCCGGCCAUGGCUUUAAGUGAUAUUGCUAGCCGGGGUUUAGAUGGAUUCCUGUGUGAGACUUUGCGUGAGCACCAUAAACGCUUUGAACGGGUGCAUGAUUUGAAGUUAUUGUUACUCUUUGCCGGGAUAUUACUGGGACAACCGGGUGCUGCUUUACCUAAUGGUAUUCCGGCUGAUUUGUUAAUGCAACUCUUCCAGUAUGCAGUUGGGGCUUUACCGGAAGCAAUUGCUUAUCGGGAAUCUUUAAGAUCUGGAGAUGAGGAAGCGUGUGAGGCCUACUACGAGCGGGAGUACAUGGAAGAGGAUCCGACGUACGAAACGCCUUUGGAUGAGAUUGACUGGCAAGUAUAUGCCGCUGAGGUCAUGCGCACGCCAGGCUGUCUUUUCCAAGAACUCUGGCAGCAAAUGCCACAGGGAGAACAGAGUGCGCUCAGUGAAGCCGUUAGUGCCAAGAAAUAA